AUGGAGUAUUUCCACAGACUCCUCCAUAAAAUGCAAAAAAAUCCUGAUUUCAAACAUCAUCAUAAAUGUAAGGAGCUGCAACUCACCAAUAUCACCUUUGUUGAUGAUGUUCUUAUGUUUGUUAGGGAUGAUACACAAUCUGUUAGGAUGCUGCUGCAAGUGAUCCAGGAUUUCUCUUGUUCAACUGGAAUGGUGGUAAACCCAAGGAAAUGCAAGGUUUACAUUGGAGGUGCUGAUGCUAACACUUGUCUUAGAAUUAAUGAUUUGACUACUUUCCAAGAGGCCACUCUACCCUUCAAGUAUAUGGGUAUUCCUAUGUCAAGCAAGAGGUUAGAUAUUCACCAAUUCUGUCCUUUAAUUGAUAGGAUUACAUCUAGAAUUACCCAUUGGAGUAGUAGACUUUUGAGCUAUGCUGGGAAAGUACAGUUAGUAAAAAGUGUGUGUUUCUCUACUGCUAACUAUUGGCUUCAAUGCCUAUCUCUACCUAAAAAUGUCAUUCAACAUAUAAAUCCAAGUGGCCAAAAUCUUUUUGGGUAUUGUGUUUUAAAAAUACUCAAUGGGUUUUUAAAAUGUUAA
Molecule: messenger RNA, 576 nt
Organism: Vicia villosa (hairy vetch)
Lineage: Eukaryota; Viridiplantae; Streptophyta; Magnoliopsida; Fabales; Fabaceae
Exons: 1
Coding region: 1-576 (191 amino acids)
Source: RefSeq, a predicted model, not a curated record